UAAAAAUUUUCAGACGAGACCAACAAUAUUGUCUAGGCAAAUUACGACAUAAGUUGCGACGGUAAAACUUUCACUUUGUUUUAGAAACAAAUCGAAAAGAAGAAAACUUUGUUGCUAGAAUCAUCAAAUCAACGAACAGACCCCAUUAAAUCUAAGGGGGACGAUUAUAAUCAGGGUUAAACAGUGACGUGGCUAAAAAUUAAAUGGAUAAUGAACUUAUUGCACGUAGCUGGAACCUUCAAUUCAAAAGUACGGAAAAGACAGUGGACUGCUCCAUCCCUGACAACCCCCCACUUAAAUUCCUCUUGGUUAAAAUAAAUAAAAAAAAGCAGGCGCGUGGAAAGCGCUUGGAAGUGGAACAGAGAAAGGGGGACCCACCACCCAUGUGCCCUCCCUCCUGUCUCCACCAGCUCCUGCCGCUCAAUGAUUAGCACUCUGCUCCCUCCCCAAAUCCCUCUCUCUUCUGUGUAAAAAUUCUAUUUCUGUUUCUUCUUUCAUUGCAAAAUUUUUGGUUCUGUCAUUUGAUCUUCAAUAAUAACUGGAAACAGCAGAGGCAAUCUUUUUAGUUUGAAGCACAAAAAAAAAAAAAAAAGCUAAAGAAAGGGAAUUUACAGUAAGAGUGUAGUAGUAUAUAUUUUUUGUUUGAUUUCUGCCCCAUGUCAAAUUCAGAGGGUGGAGCUACAAACGGAGCCGUAAUGGACCCUCAUAGACAACAAGCGCCAGGCAACGGUUCCCUCGUCGUCAAAAAACCUCCUUCCAAAGACCGUCACAGCAAAGUAGAUGGUCGUGGCCGAAGAAUCCGGAUGCCAAUCAUUUGUGCAGCUCGUGUUUUCCAGUUGACCCGUGAGUUGGGUCAUAAAUCCGAUGGUCAGACUAUUGAGUGGCUGUUACGCCAAGCUGAACCUUCCAUCAUAGCCGCCACUGGUACGGGGACAACUCCCGCCAGCUUCUCGACCUUGUCGGUUUCCGUCCGCGGCGGGGCCAAUUCUACUUCUUUAUCGUCCACGACUUCUUCGUCUUUGGAUCAUAAGCCUCUACUGGGUCCAACCUCUUUUAUACUCGGGAAACGUGUCAGGUCCGACGAUGAUAAUCCCGGAAAGGACGAUUCCGGAGGGGUCACUGUGGGACCAGGCAUGGGGUCCAUUGUGGGCCCCGCGGGGACACACACGGGUGGGUUCUGGGCUCUUCCAGCAAGGUCUGACUUUGGUCAAGUUUGGAGCUUCGCGCCCCCGCCUCCACCCGAGAUGGUGAUACAGACUGCGGCUCAACAACCAACUGCUGCUACGUUGUUCGUUCAGCAACAGCAAGCUAUGGGAGAAGCGUCGGCGGCGAGGGUUGGGAAUUAUCUUCCUGGUCAUCUCAAUUUGUUAGCUUCAUUAUCGGGUGCUCCUGGGAGUUCGGAUCGGAGAGACAAUGAUCCGCGUUGAUUGGGUGGACCAUUUUACCUUGUUGUUGUUGGGAGUAUAUAUAUUUAUAUGAAUAUAAGGAUUCUAUAAACGUUUGUGUCUGGUUGUUUUUGUGUGUGGGAGAGGAUUUUUAGUUGGAAUUUUAGGGUUAGGGAAUUAGGGUUUUGAGGUGAAACAAUUUGGGACUUUGCUGGCUGAUGAAUGUAUUCAAAUUAGCGUUUUUCCCUUUCCUUAGCACUUUUAAUUGAUGAUAGGUAGGGUUUUAAAGCGGUCACAAUUGUUUAGGAUUAUGAGGUUUAUGACCACGUUGGAGGAGAGGGGAAGUCAAGAAUUAGGACUUUGGUGACUGAUAUUUAGCGACUGGCCGUUUGCUGAGUUUGGGGACUUCCAGAAUUGGGGAUUUCUUUUGUGAUUAAUCAAGUUUGAAACCGUGCAGGUUUAUCCCAUGUUGACAAAAGGUUGCAAACGUGGAUUUGAAGAAUGCAUUACUUCCGCAUUCGCAAAUUCUUCCAUAAUUCAUGAUAUGUCAAUGAUGAACGCACAAAGUGGGUUGAAUCUUAGUUGUCGAUUGUGCUUUGGUUUACACAUAAUUGGGGUCCGAGUUGGUUAACCGAAAUUGGGUGACCAAGAUGCUAAAAACCCCAAGAUUUGCUCUGGAUGAUACUAUGCUUGGCUUGAUGCUGUGGAUUUAUGGUCUCCCUAGAUAUGAUGGAAUUCCCUUUAUUGCUAAUGGUGUUUGAGAAUUAUUAGUUUCCCUUUAUUGCUCAUGAUAUGCCAUGGACGCUCCCUCUCUCUUCUGCUUUCAGCAUCUAUGUUGAUCACAUGAUCUCAAAGGAGACUGCAGUGUGAAAGAUAAAGGCUCUGGUUCCUUUCUGUAAGACCUCUGUUUUGGAAAAUUUUAGCUGUAUUCUUAGCCAUUUCUCAGAUUUAUCCGCGUGCAAAUUAAUAAUGUGUUCAUGUAUGUAAGUGGAUUGUUUUGGGUGUCUGUUGUGUGAAUAAAAACCCAUCUGUUUUUCUCAAUUUUACUUUCUGUUGCUCAUUCUUUCCUUUCUGCUCCAUGUAAGAAUGCAUUUAGUUCUGCUACUAUGUGUUUCAUUUCUGUGUUUUAUCUGUGUUUUACGGCACGGUGGAGGACUCUCACCAUGCAUCCAAAUCAAGCCAUAUUCAUUACAAUACAAAUUUUGGAACAUUGG
This is a messenger RNA of Durio zibethinus, 2599 nucleotides long. RefSeq names its product TCP family transcription factor. Gene Ontology annotation, molecular function: sequence-specific DNA binding; DNA-binding transcription factor activity. Gene Ontology annotation, cellular component: nucleus. The record is from RefSeq and is a predicted model, not a curated record. Gene Ontology annotation, biological process: regulation of circadian rhythm. Lineage: Eukaryota; Viridiplantae; Streptophyta; Magnoliopsida; Malvales; Malvaceae.